This is a messenger RNA of Symbiodinium sp. CCMP2592, 255 nucleotides long. Lineage: Eukaryota; Dinophyceae; Suessiales; Symbiodiniaceae. The record is from the annotation of a GenBank genome assembly.
ACUGGACUGGAGAAGAGCGGCUUCAGCGUCUUCGACUGGAUGUACCUUGACAUCGACGUUCGUGCGCUGGGCUUGAAGGACGCAGAACACGACGUUCAGAGUUCCCCGGCGCUCAACUACAGAGUUCUCCAGCACCUGUCGGUCGGCCAGGAAGGCAUGUGGCACGCGCUGGUCAUGAUGCUCGCUCUCAUUUCCACGCUGCUCGAGUACAAGCCGGAGGGCAUGAAGAUCAUCCUCUCGCUGUUCUGUGACGAG